AUGAAAAGGAAGAACAACGUGACUGAGUUUGUGUUGUUCGGUCUUUUCCAGAGCAGGGAGCUACAGCAAGUGUGCUUUGUGGUCUUCUCCCUCUUCCAUGUGCUCACCGUCCUGGGGAACCUUCUGGUCAUUGUCACCAUCAAUGCCAGCAAGACCCUGAGUGCUCCUAUGUAUUUCUUCCUCAGCCAUCUGUCUUUUGCUGACAUGUGUUACCCAUCAGCUACCACACCCAAGAUGAUCAUGGACACAUUUGUGGAGCAUAAAACCAUCUCCUUCAAUGGCUGCAUGAUCCAACUCUUUUCUGCCCACUUCUUUGGUGGCACUGAGAUCUUCCUCCUCACAGCCAUGACCUAUGACCGCUACGUGGCCCUCUGCAGGCCCCUGCACUACACAACCAUCAUGGACCGGCAGAAGUGUGGCCUGCUGGUGGGGGCCUCCUGGGUGGCUGGCUUCUUGCACUCCAUCCUGCAGACCCUCCUCACAGCCAAGCUGCCCUUCUGUGGGCCCAAUGAGAUUGACAACUUCUUCUGUGAUGUUCACCCCUUGUUGAAGUUGGCCUGUGUGGACACCUAUGUGGUGGGGCUCAUUGUGGUGGCCAACAGUGGCAUGAUCUCCUUGGUGUCCUUCAUCGUCCUUAUCAUCUCCUAUGUGGUCAUACUGUUGAACCUCAGGAGCCGCUCUUCUGAGGGCCGGCACAAGGCUCUGUCCACCUGUGGUUCACAUAUCAUCACUGUCCUCUUGGUCCUUGUGCCCCCCAUGUUCAUGUACAUCCGUCCCUCUACCACCCUGGCUGCGGACAAACUUGUCAUUCUCUUCAACAUCGUCAUGCCUCCUUUGCUGAACCCUCUGAUUUACACCCUGAGGAAUAAUGAGGUAAAAAGUGCCAUGAGGAAAUUGUUUAGGGUCAAGGGGACCACAGGGGAGAAGUGA
Erinaceus europaeus (western European hedgehog) is the source of this 930-nucleotide messenger RNA. Its product is annotated as olfactory receptor 4S1. Gene Ontology annotation, molecular function: olfactory receptor activity; G protein-coupled receptor activity. Lineage: Eukaryota; Metazoa; Chordata; Mammalia; Eulipotyphla; Erinaceidae. The record is from RefSeq and is a predicted model, not a curated record. Bases 1 to 930 code for a protein of 309 amino acids. Gene Ontology annotation, cellular component: membrane. Gene Ontology annotation, biological process: G protein-coupled receptor signaling pathway. The transcript has 2 exons.